UUGGCAGGAAAUUCUGACGGCAAAACCUGAAAAGUGUUCGCGAGUGGGGAGAAAAUCGUGCCAUUUGUGCACCACGUUUGAUUGUGGGCGCGUGGAGAAAGUGGGAGUCGAAAAUGUGAUACACACAGAGUGUGUGUGUGUGUGUGUGUGUGUAGCAGAUGUACGUAUAUGCGACAUGGGAGUGGAUCGUGGUCGAUGAAUUUUCUCAGCAAAUGGCAAAAAAUCUCAGCAUAUAAAAAGCAAACCCCAAAGUUGAAUUAGGGUUCGUUCUGCUCUGCGGAAAUUGGAAAAAACCCCCAUCACCUUUCCUGUACAAUUUAAUACGAGACUGUGCCACAAGGCACGAAUUAAACGAUUCUGAAGAGGCUUGUGUAUUUUUCAAGAAUGGGGGAUCAUUUCGUAAUAAUCGUGGAUCGGCUCAUUACUGAAUCAACCCUAGAAACCGCUAUCCAGAAUAAAAACCGGUUGCAAGAAAAUGCGGAUGCCUCACCCUCUGUUUGUGAACACGUGGCAACUAAUUUUUCCUCAGAUGGGAUAAAUUUCAAUGUAAACUUGGCACCGCAAAAACUGGGAGAAUGUAGAAUUUGUCACGACGAAGAUGAAGAAUCGAACAUGGAGGCUCCCUGUUUUUGUCGUGGCACUUUAAAGUAUGCUCAUCGUAAGUGCGUGCAAAGAUGGUGCAAUGAGAAAGGUGAUAUUAUGUGUGAGAUUUGCCAUCAGCUUUUCAAGCCAAGUUAUACAGCACCGCCUCCUCUUUUUCAUUAUGGUGGGAUUCCGAUGAAUUUCAGGGGAAAUUGGGAGAUAUCUAGAAGAGAUUUGUAUUAUCCUCAAAUUGCAUCAACGGACUCUACUAACGGGAAUUUUCGGGAUCCGAACUUUGUCCACUAUCCAUUACUCACUUCAAAAAGCUUGAUAUGCUGUCGAAUAAUUGCCAUGAUUUUUUUUAUUCUUCUACUAUUACAUCAUACCCUACCGUUCUUGAUGUACGGGGCUGGUGAAUACUCCGUUUCCUUGGUUAUAUUACUGAUAUUGCGAACAAUCGGAAUCCUUCUGUCGGUCUAUAUCAUGGUUUUAGCAUUAAAAGCUAUACAGAGCAAUAGGCGAAGCCGACAGGAUUUUUCCGUUUCCUCGCCUGCUACAUCCGGAGGAGAGAACGAAUUGCGAGGAGCACACGCAAUUCAAGUUCUGUAAUCGUAAUUUUCCAGCCCAUUGUGCAAUGCCAUGUUUAACACAUGGGGAAAAAUAGUUGUGCUAACUGCCAAAGUAGUUUGAUUUAUUCUGUAUGCUACAUUUGUAAAUAGUAAAUAUAGGAGUAUAUCCAACUCAAAUCAUCAUAUUGCCCCUUGUAAAUAUAGAAUCAUUUUUUUUACUU
Messenger RNA from Erythranthe guttata (spotted monkey flower), 1372 nucleotides. NCBI's taxonomy places the organism in Eukaryota, Viridiplantae, Streptophyta, Magnoliopsida, Lamiales, Phrymaceae. The record is from RefSeq and is a predicted model, not a curated record.